This is a messenger RNA of Clavispora lusitaniae ATCC 42720, 1395 nucleotides long. RefSeq names its product Mrs2p (gene MRS2). The record is from RefSeq and is a predicted model, not a curated record. Gene Ontology annotation, biological process: mitochondrial magnesium ion transmembrane transport. Gene Ontology annotation, cellular component: mitochondrial inner membrane. Gene Ontology annotation, molecular function: magnesium ion transmembrane transporter activity. NCBI's taxonomy places the organism in Eukaryota, Fungi, Ascomycota, Pichiomycetes, Serinales, Metschnikowiaceae.
AUGCAUGCACUCUGCUUGAACUUUACACCGCAAUAUAUAGAGAAAGCGAUGCGCCUACGAGCAAAGCUACCUGAUUUCAUGUCCAUACUUAGGCGAGAAGGAAUUUUGUUUCUUAACACUCGAUAUUAUUCCCAAAAUGCGCCUCGAAGGAUUUUGCAUCUGGUCUUGAACCUGAACCUGACAAAGCCUUCCAAUGAUCAUCGCCAUAAUGAGAAUGCCAUUUACAAAAUGGUCAAGCCAAUUACUCCUAACGACAUGUAUGUUUCCUGUACCACCUUCAACAAAUCAGGAAACUUGAUAGCGGUAUCUCAGAAAUAUCCGAAGGCAACUUUUUUGAAGCAGAAUAACUUAUUUCCUAGAGAUUUGAGAAAAGUCGAUACAUCUUCUAUUGAUGUGGUACCCUCUAUAAUGGUUCGUCCAGCAAAUGCCAUAAUCGUUAAUCUAUUGCAUAUCAAAGCUAUCAUUCAACGUGAUAAUGUUAAAAUUUUUGAUACAUCUACUCCUUCAGUUGCUAGCAAGCUAGGCUUGUUUAUGUACGAUUUAGAGUUGAAGCUUAAAACUCCAAGUGCCCUUCCCUACGAGUUUAAAGCGCUAGAGAGCAUUCUAAUAAGUGUUUUGAGCUACUUGGAAGCGGAGCUACAAACGCAUUUGGCAAGUUGCGGUAUGGUAUUGUCAGAACUAGAGGAUAAUAUUAGUAGAGAGAGUCUCCAACAACUACUCAUUAAGCUGAAAGAUCUAUCUGGGUUUUACCAAAGAGCGACUUUGAUCAGAGACGUUUUGGAAGAGCUCUUGGAUAAUGAUGAAGAUCUAAAUGGUAUGUACUUGACAAGUUCAAGAAAGUACAACCCAUCAGACGAAGUUUCGGACUACUCUGAGGUGGAAAUGAUACUUGAAACAUAUUACAAGCAUUGUGAUGAAGUUGUGCAGCAGGCUGGCUCUUUAAUCAGUGACAUCAAGGCCACAGAGGAGAUUCUGAACAUCAUUCUCGACGCCAAUAGAAAUGCUCUUAUGCUUUUUGAGCUUAAGGUUACAAUUUACACUUUGGGAUUUACGGUAGCAACCCUUGUGCCCGCAUUCUAUGGUAUGAACUUAAAAAACUAUAUCGAAGAAUCUUACUACGGAUUUGGUGCCGUGGUUGUCGUUUCUCUUUUGCAAGGGCUUCUUUUGACAUUAUGGAAUUUUAAGAGACUUCACAGAGUGCAAAAGCUUACUAUGAUGUCCAACCAAAAUCAUUAUCCUAGCAAGCUAGGAUCUCGGUUUUCUUACCUUCCAUGGUUUCACAGACGGUAUUGGAAUAGAGUUUUAUUUGGAGGCCAAACGAAGUAUCACAAGCCCACGAACAAGGAAAGGGAUGUAAUUUGGCGCAUGAUUAAUGAUGACAAACCAUAUCGCUAG